UAGGACAUUUGUGAGUCGAUGACAGUCAGUCUUCUUGUGCCCGGCAAACAAAAAAAAAAGAAAGAAAGAGAGAGAACUGAUAAACGUAACGCAAGCGUGCGAAAAUUUGUUGAGACAUGACCAGUUUUCGGAAACGGACCGUGCAAAAGCCAAUCCGUGGCACCCGCACCAGCCCCCACACCGCCCAGGUGAUCACCUCCAGCGGCAAUCCAUCGCUCGAUGUGAUUUUAGGCGGCGGUCUGCCAAUCGGCUCAAUAUGCCUCAUAGAAGAGGAUCGCUUUAUGACGCACGCCAAGGUGUUGGCAAAAUAUUUUCUAGCCGAGGGUGUGCUCUCCAAGCAGGAGAUAUUCCUCGGUAGUCUGGACGAUUUGCCAGCGGAAAUGUUGCGUCGUCUGCCCAAACCACUGACCGACGAGGAAGUCGAGCUGGAGCAGCGCCAGGAGCAACUGGCCAGCGAACAGCCAGCGGAUAAAAAUGGUUUGCGUAUUGCAUUCCGGUACGGCGAUUUGCCGCUGGUCAAUUCGGAGCAGGCGGGCCACAAAAUUGGCCAUCAUUUCAAUCUGAUGGAGCACAUGGAUUCGAUGAUGUUGUACUAUGCACAGACAACCGUCUGGGAUGAUAGCUACAAGGAGCAUGACAUUGUUGUGCAGGAGGACAAUAUUAGCAACUCUUCCAAUUCGCUGGAUCAGACGGCAACAAUUGUUGCUGAUGCGUCUCCUGCUGCUGUUGAUGCUACUCCUCCUCCUGCUGCUGCUGGUGAGAAUGCAUCAACAGUUGCAGUUGAUGUUGAGAUUGAAGCGGAUGCUGAGAGCACUGCUGUCAUCAGCAGCAGCAACAACAACAAUAACAAUAAUGACAAUAAUACUGCCAGCACAACUCCAGGAACAACAAUAGCUAUGCCGGCCACACAGCCACCUCCACCACCACCACCACCAGCAGCAGCAGUCGCACCACCAACAGCAGUCGCACCACCACCACCAGCACCAUCAGCAAUGGAGCCCCAUUUCUUUUAUAAUCCACGCUAUGGGCGCCUGCUCAACGAUGUGCAGCAAUUGCUGCGCGACGAGAGUUUCGUGCCCGGCACCAAUACGCAGCAGAAGAAUCUGUGCCGCGUCUGCCUCACCUCACUGGGAUCGCCGUUGUGGUAUGAUGAUCACUUCGCCGGUGACUUGCUCAAGUUUUUGACCAUAUUGCGGGCCAGUGUGCGCAGCUGCACCGCCGUCUGUUUCAUUACAAUGCCAAUGCAUCUGAUAGCCAAAUAUGAUACCAGUUUGGUGCCCAAGAUACGUCAACUGGUUGACUAUUCGAUUGAGUUGGAAUCGUUUGCCGGUUCGGAGCGUGAAACGCAUCCGGCCUUCAAGGAGUACAGCGGUCUGUUGCAUCUGCACAAGAUGAGCGCACUGAAUACGCUCGCCGUGCACAUGCCGGAGACAACGGAUCUGGCGUUUAAGUUACGACGCAAGAAGUUUGUCAUUGAGAAGCUGCAUCUGCCACCAGAAUUGCAGGAGACGUCGGAAAAGUCGGCGGCUGCUGAUAUUAUGGCCACGCCAAAUUGUGGAUCGAUUGUGUCUGGGAAUUCUAAUGUAUCAAUGGAUUUCUAGUGCCGAAUUGGCCCCCAACACACACCCCACCCUCCAAAUUGAUGGCCAUUGCCACAAGUUUUGUUGGUUGUUUAAAGAAACCCUACUUUUUUAUACUCUGUCUCUGCGCAACAAUCCAAAGCUGUGCGAAUGCAACAAAUCUUUUGUACGACAACUAAAAGCAACAACAACAACAACACACACAAAAAGUGAUGAGUUUAUAUAUAAAAACAAACAAACAAAAAAAUACAAAAAUUACAUAUAUAUAUAUAUACAUUAUAGAGAGGUGAGUUGGUUUUUAGCCGAUCUUCGCGCUCUUUUAGUACAACCGAUUUUACAAGUUUUUCUUACUGCAAAAAGCAAACAACAACAUAAAUAUAUAUAUAGUAAUGUAUGAUUUAAGCAGAGAGUGUGCACAACAACAAACACAAUUCCAAUUUCCAUAUGCGAGGUGGAGUAUUUUUAAUUUUUCCAAAAAAAAAAAAACAAGAAAAUAAUGAGAUACGAGCAAAAUUUGUAAGAUUUUAUGUAGUUAUGUAUGUAUUAAAAACAACAACACAAAAAGCCAUUGAAAUUUUAUUAAAAGUAGUUUUUACACAAUUGGUUUUUUUUUAUUUACAAUUAUACACAUUUUUUAAGUACAAUCGAUUUUUGCCUUGUUUUUCUUUAAUAUUUAAUUUACUUAUCAUUUUCAUGUUAGCCAGACAGACACCAUGGCGAUAUUGUCUUUAUCUUGUUAAUGCUGAUCAAGUUUAUAUAUACUUUAUUGAUGAAAUUUAUACAUUUGAUUAAAAUGGAUUGGUCCUUAUUGC
Messenger RNA from Drosophila grimshawi, 2392 nucleotides. RefSeq names its product putative elongator complex protein 4 (gene Elp4). Lineage: Eukaryota; Metazoa; Arthropoda; Insecta; Diptera; Drosophilidae. The transcript is spliced from 4 exons. The record is from RefSeq and is a predicted model, not a curated record. Bases 117 to 1601 code for a protein of 494 amino acids. Gene Ontology annotation, biological process: tRNA wobble uridine modification. Gene Ontology annotation, cellular component: cytoplasm; elongator holoenzyme complex; transcription elongation factor complex.